This is a messenger RNA of Fraxinus pennsylvanica, 717 nucleotides long. Lineage: Eukaryota; Viridiplantae; Streptophyta; Magnoliopsida; Lamiales; Oleaceae. The record is from the annotation of a GenBank genome assembly.
AUGAGUUCUUGUCAAAUUUCUUUAAGGUACCGGUAUAAUCUCAAGAAAUCAAAAAGAGUAAAAGCUUUUCAUUGCAGGGAGUAUGAUUCAUGCAUUGAGAAAGCCAAGUUGUUUGCAUCUGUUUCAUCUAAGAAGACGGGGAAAUAUGCUCAUAGAGAUGAUGCCAUUGUUCAUGCACUUGAGCUUGAAGGUCAGGGUAACAAGCAAUCUAGGUCGUUUAGAACUCCAAAUGAUUUGAAGGAUGUUAGGAUGAGAAUUGCUGGCAGGAUUGUGGAGAUAGUGCUUGAUGGGUGUCUGGUUCCUUGGAAGCGGGCUGGGAAAGCACUGAAAAUUGUUGGCAAUUUUAGGAGGAUUUUGAUGAUUACGGACGUGAAUAUAAUGAAAAUUGGCAGCAGCUUCUGGAGUCAUGUGCUGGGCAAAGCUGGCUGUCGUCGCAUCCCUUGGACCAGGGUGGAGGGGGGACAUACUGAGUUGAAGGGGUUGUUUCUGGAGUCAUUUGAUGAGUGGGAAUUUGUUGGCCACCAUUGGCUGAUGACUGAUACCAUGGCCAGAUUGGAUAAAGAUUUGCCUGAUCUUGUCGCUGCGCUCAGCAAGGUCACGGUGUCGCGCACAGUGGCAACAUGCUCUGAGCUUGCCGCUACGAGCAACGAGAUCAUAGCGGCGCGCACAGCAGUGACCAGAUUGCCACUAUGCGGGAAGAACUCAAGCGUCGUCUAG